GCUUGCUCGAGAUUGAAUGUGUUUACAAGCACGAUGAUAUAACAAAUAUUGGUUGGGUGAUAUUUAUUUAAAUGCAUAAUUCAACUAAGGUGAUAAAUUUAAACCUGUACUGUUAUUUAUCGGUAAUGUUUAAAGAAUAAUAUGAAGUAAAAGUGACGUACAUUUAAUCAACUGGGUAUAUACUGACAUUGCCCGAAUUUUCUCGAGAAUCCUUCAAGCUGGUUUACCGCUGAAAUGCUUAUGGUGUAAACAUGAAAUGCAUUAUAUUUAUUUUGGUUGAACAUUAAUCUUGACUUCAGUUUUUAUAAUACUGUUGUCUCUUGUCUGUAGUACAAACAUGCAAGGAUGCUGUUCGUGUCAGGGCCAAGGCCUUCCCUUCCAUGAAAAAAAAUAACCCACCAUAUAAACUGAUGGUUGGCUAGUUCAGAAGUUUAAAUGUUAUUUAUUGUUAGUUUGUUGGUUGGUUCUUUUAUUUUUGAAUUGCUUUAUUAUUAUUUUUUCUUUUGCAUAUAUAUUAUCUUCUUUUUAUGAAUAAUUUAAAUUUGAGAGAGUUAUGUUAAUAUUUUGAAAAAUAAUCACCAGAACUAGGGGGGAUCCAAUUAAUUAAUUAAGAACAUAGAGUGGUCUAUUCAGACUAAGAAUCAUUGCAUUUGCAUAAUUUUUACAUGGCACCAGUUUCAAUGCCAGUUCUCAUUUAAAUUGUGAUUUUUGUUUGUAUUUAAGUUUUUUAAAAUUUUGUACAUCAGUUCUUUUAUUUUAAUUUAAUGAAAACAAUUGCAUGUAUUAUUAAAUAAUUGUGUUGCGUUUUGCGUGCACUAUGCCUAAAUAGGGUUUGACACAUGUUGCAUGAGCCGGAGGCGAAAUGGAAGCUGGCACUAUUUUGGCAUAGUCUGUAUACGCUAUUUAAAUCCUCAGAACACUAUUUGAUAAUGGUUGGGUAUGUGUUACAGAGUCAAACUGACAGGAUUGAGGAAGCAUAAUAAUGUAGAGUUGUGUAAAACAUCCUCAGACAUUUUGCUGUCACAGUGUGAGUGUAAAGCUGGAAAUGGGCACUGCAGUCAUAGCAUAGGAUUAUUAUACCUUUUAUGUCACUACCAAAGACUCGGAUUGAAGGCUGUACCCCCAAUACAGAGUAAAACAUCUUUACCACAGACCUGGCAUAUUCCCCAGAGAAUAGAGGGUUUGGAACCAAAGCCUGUACAUAGUUUGGAAAUUUGCAAGGUGAACCCUAAAAAGGAACCACCAAAGAAAAAAAGGCGAGUAACUGAGGGAGUGUUACCAAACCUGUACUGUCCAGUUCAGACAGUUCCAAGUGAACAGUUCAGAAGCACAUUGCUCGAGAAUCUAACAACACUGAAAAGUGAUGCUCAGAUUGUACGCUUAUUAUCACCUUCAGAUGUCAUUGAAUCUUCAUCCAAGUUUGGACCAGUACCAAAAGGUUCAAUACUUUCUUACCAACAGAAACAGCUGACUGAUAUUGGUGACAUUAUAAAUAACAAUGAACAGCCAAGUUUUCCAGAAUUUUCACUACCAGAACAACCCAAACACUAUAAUCGAGUGUUGAACCGUGCUGAGUAUGACAUUUUUAUAGGCAUGGACACUAAUCUCACACAUGCGCUAGAAUUAGAGGAGCAGACUCGCGCACAGAGUGCUACUAAAUUAUGGCAUGAAAUUCGCCGCCACAGGAUUACCUCUACCAUGUUUAAAGACAUAUGCGUCAGGAGAGCAAAUCAUGAAAAACUGGCAGUGCGUCUUCUGAAAACCAAAAACAUUCAAACUUCAGCGAUGAAAUUUGGCUUAGAAAAUGAACCUGCUGCAGCUAAAUUGUAUUCCGAUAUUACUGGAAAUAAUGUCUACUUGUGUGGUUUUGUAAUUAAUCCAAGUUCUCCUUACCUUGGAGCAUCUCCUGACAGAAAGAUUUUUGAUCCAAAUUCUACACCACAAUAUGGGCUCCUGGAGAUCAAAUGUCCUGACAAAGAUUCUUUCCAGGAAUGUGUAUACCUUAAAGUUACCAAUGAUGGGACUUACAAACUGAAGCAAUCUCACCAGUACUACUACCAAGUGAUGGGGCAGAUGGGUCUUACUGGACUCCAGUGGUGUGACUUUUUUGUGAAAUGUAGACUCGAUUAUCAUAAGGAGAGGAUUAACUUUAAUGCAGACAAGUGGGAAGAAAUCAAGUUGUCUCUGGACAAAUUUUAUUUUGAUUAUUUCUUGUCUGAAAUUCUUAAAAUGAAGUAAUAUGUGUUUACUUGACAUUACUGAUACUGAAUAUUAUUCAGAAUUUAUUGAACAUAACAAUAAGAAAUUAACAAUGCUUUUGUGUGUAACACAUACAAUGUAAAUGCAUACAUGUACAUGUACCACAGUUUUGUUUGGCAAUGCCAUAGAAACUGCCAUGUAUUGUUUUUAUAAUAAUUCAACUUUUUCUUCUAAGACUACAUUUAUAUAUAUGUUUCAAUACCGCUUUGAUCUUUUUGUAGAAUUGUUACAAAUAUUAUUCCAUUCAUAUUAAACUAAUAUCAUUUCAAUUUAACAUACAUGUCUACUCCUGGUUGAAUAAAAAACAUGCAUAAUAAUAUUUAAAUUUAUCAUUUAUUUCAUUUGAAUUCAUCAUGUUCAUAGGAAAUGGUUUUAUACAAAGUGAUGUACUUGUACAUAAUUUGCACUGAAAAGCUGUAAUGUUUAAUAUACAAUCAAUAGUUACAUUGGGUACAAUACUUGAUGAUGACCACUAUCUCCAUUCUAAUACAGUAAUGCUGAAUGUGAAA
Molecule: messenger RNA, 2768 nt
Organism: Saccostrea cuccullata (small rock oyster)
Lineage: Eukaryota; Metazoa; Mollusca; Bivalvia; Ostreida; Ostreidae
Exons: 4
Coding region: 940-2238 (432 amino acids)
Source: RefSeq, a predicted model, not a curated record